UAAAGUUGAUUAUUUGAUAUUUCGUUAUCUAAGAAAUUUUGUUAAUUUAUUAAAAUUAUGUCUACCCCGGUAGAGUUAAGUUUUGAUGAAAUAUUGAAAUUCAUGUUAGCACAUAAUGGUAAAGUGACAAAUUAUGAAUUGGUAAAACAUUUUAAAGUCUUUCUUAUGAACCCCGACAUGAGAGAUGAAGCGAGAAACACAUUCAAGAAACAUGUCAAUGCGUUGGCUAUUAUAAAAAACCAAAACAACGAGAAAUGGCUGAUACUUAAGAAGAAGUACAUGCCGAAUAAUAGUAAAAAAGAAGAGGUGGCUGUUAAUGACAGUGUAUCAGAAUCUGAAGGUAGCACGCAGUCAGUGCCCUACCAGCCCCCGCCUCCAUUACAACUUAAUCAAGACUUGAGUAUUCUAACAAACCUGAUACAGACAAAUAAUGUGGUUCAAAGUACAGAAAGUUCCUCCCCUCUGCAUCAGAGCGAUUCUAGCAUCAGCUUAACUUUGCCCAGUGAUAUUUCACCUGAAGAUGUCCCACCCAAAGUACACCCAAGACGUAAAUCUGCUGAUAAAGCAGCUGAUAAAAGAACUAGUGUACCUGUAGCUCCUUUAGAACGGACAUUAUCUACACCAAAUGAUGACAGCGAGGUGCCUGUUAUUGAAGCCUUGUCAUCUACUGCUAUAUCUAAAAGUGAAAGCAUGCUGGUUGACAAUGAACACAUGAUCUCAGUGAAGGAGCGGAAGCAGAUGUUUAAUAGGAUGGCUUCGGAGGGGGACAUGCUAAAACAUCAAGUGAGCGGAAACUUGAGUUCACAGAACAUUGACGAGGAAGAUCGGGUGUCAUUGGAUCCCAAGAGCGAGAGCGAUCCCCUGGACUCCAAGCAGAAACAGUGGAUCCUCAACGCCGCCAGGGGCGACUACCAUGCCCUGGCAAAAAUGUGUAAGGAAAACGCUAAGCUCGUUAAAACCAAGGAUCCUUUUACGGGUUAUACGGCGAUGCACUGGGCCUGUAAACGCGGCGAUGAAAAUUUAGUGAAACUGUUAGCCGGGGCCGCGCGGCACGUUGUCUACGAGCGCUCGAAUGGGGGAUACACUCCUCUGCACAUCGCCAUGCAGUUUCGUCAUGAAAAUCUCUUCAGACUACUCGUCGAAGCUUACGAUGCGGAUCCGAACGCUAGAGAUUGGUCUGGCAGGAAGCCAAGACAAUAUCUAGUCAAUAUUGACACCUCCUUGUCUCCGGGCUCCUACAGAAAGAAAGAGGGUUUCCUCCGGAUCGGGUCGUUGAACGUCCGCGUGAAGAAGACGACGGAGGCGUUCAGCAACUUCCUCGGCGUGGGCGCGACGCGCUCGUCCGCCUACAUGCCCAAGUCGGCCCGGGACCGCCCGCUGGACCGCAACUCGGACGACGCCACGCACAAGAGCUGGGGCUCGGCGGAUAAUCUGCAGAAGGAUGACAAGCUGAUGCCUCCUCCUAAUACGAACAGCGGGAAGGUGAGGCGGCGCGGUGCCACGGGCCGUCGAGGCCUGGGCUCGCACAGUCGGAGCACGCCCACGACCCCUGACCAGCCUCGAGCGCGCAUCGGCAGCAGCGAGACUGGCGACUCGGACUCAGAUUCGGCGGCCGGCUUCCACUCCGCCUGGCGCCAGCAGCGCGCCUCCAAUUGCACAUAGCCCAUGCCAUGAUUGAAGCCGCGGUCUCGUGAACGGUGGGAUUGACAGGCACACGUGGUGAUCAGUCUUAGGGCCGGUUGCAUCAAACCGUCUGUCGCCAUUAAAGUAUUCGUUACAUUUUAUUGUGUGGGAAGUUCUAUAGACGUCUGCUGCGUGACAAUGAUGUGUCUGUCAAAUUUGGUUGAUGCAACUGGCCCUUAGUCAGUGCUUCUCCAACUGUAUAUAUAUAGCGUGUCGGCAUAAAUAAACCUGGGAUGGUAUACGAUGCUAUGACGUUCAUUGAAAGCAAGAAAGUCCUCUUAUGCUGCGGUCUUGUGAGCGGUGGAAAACAUGGUGCACUGAUAUUUAUAUGAUGUUUAUUGCAAUUUUUUAUGUGUUCCUUGUUCAUAUGCAUAUGAUUUAAAUUACAUUAUAUGUGAGUGUGUUUAGUAAAACGUCCCACUUUGUCGGUUACCAUUAAGGCAAGAUUUACUUGUAUCUUCAUAUGAAUAAACUGACAAAGUGGCUUUAUAGCAAUCGACAAAGUGGGACGUUUUCCCGUGCACACUCACAUAUGUUGGUGGUAUACGAAAAUAAGAGUACUUUGAAGCUAAAGAAUAGACGCAACGUACGAAAUACAGAUGUAGAGCGAAAAGAUUUGCCUUCGCAUUGUUUGUUGCUGAAACGUACAAGAUGUACUGACAUUGACUGAACUAGCAUGAUAAAUAAUACGAACAUCAUCAUCAGCCUCCUUGCGUUAUCCCCGUUAUCCCGGCAGCCUGGCGUCCGCAUUGACAACUAAUCCCAAGAUUUUGCGUAGGCACUAGUUUUACGAAAGCGACUGUAAUCUGACCUUCCAACCCGAAGGGUAACUAGGCCUUAUUGGAAUUAGUCCGGUUUCCUCACGAUGUUUUCCUUCACCGAAAAGCGACUGGCAAUAUCAAAUGAUAUUUCGCCCAUAAGUCCAGAAAAACUCAUUGGUACAAGCCGGGUUCGUACCCGCGACCACCGGAACGCAAGUCGCACGCUCUUUCCGCUAGAUACCUUUUUUCAUGACAAAUACGAACGUUUCCGGAAAAAUACGUAGGAAACCCUUUUCGCACUACCUGUACGCCGUUUCACUACUAUUAUUCCAUAUUCCAGAAUGUUACUUCACGCUAGUGAAAAGCUGAAGUUGGUCCUAGGCUACAAUUUUACGAAACAGACCACUGCAUAUAAAAUAUACACUUUCUAACAAAAUGAAAAAUCAAGUAUAUGAAAUAUGAAAUUUUAUAAGGGGUGCCAGUGUGAUGAUUAUGUGAUUGAAUUAUCUCCUCUUCACCAAAUCGUGGCUUUAUGGAUUUUAUCUCUAGAUUCGCAGAUUGGUUCCAAUUGCUUACUUAUACAUCACAUUUAGUGUCUUUAUUAUACUUGCUUUAUUAGAAUUAUCUUAUUGUAGGCAAUAUUGAUGUAUACAACUAAUAAUAACUAAUAACAAAAUAGGUAGACAUGUAAAUCAUAGUUAUAUUAUAAUUAUACCUGUGGAUAAGAAAAAAGGUUACCAAAUCAGAACAAUUUAAACACAUAUCAAUUUGGCUGAUAAAUUUAAUGUACAGUCACGCUAAGUAGGUAAGUGAUUAUUUCUGUACCUUGUCACAUUAACUUUUUGUUUGAAUUGUCAUACGAAGUUGUUAAAAAUGUAUAAAAGCGACAAGGUACAGCAAUCAUCACUUAUUUUUGUCGGUAACUGUACUAACCCACUUUCAUUAUUUAUAUUUUUUUUUUCUUUAAUACCUAUAUGGCAUCUUAUUUCGAUUUUUAUACAUUUAAGUUCAUGUGUCUGAAACCUUUCAAUUUAGAUGUAUGUAUUUUGUGAUUAACCCAUUGUAGCCGAAACAUUUUUGGUCUCUUCAAUGGGCUAUUAUGAGUUAACUGAAUUACAAAGUGAGGUGAGACCUAUCCCAAUUUCAGUGAGUGACCUGCCAAUGAAAAGUUCUGUUGAUUGAUGGCAAUGUCAUAAAGUAUAGGUAGACAUAGGAAAAAGGUAUAGGUAUACAGGUAUCUUAGGGAUUAUAUUACGUGAUAUUACUAUUUUUAUUUAAAAGUGCACAAAACGUCCUCAUUAUUCAUCAAAGUGCCUUCUACCACUUGAAUAUACGGUAUAAUUUAGUACGAAAAAUGUAUAAUGUACCUAAUCAUUCGAUAUAGGGUUUUAAUGAAAUAUAUGAACUUUAGAAAAACAAAUUAAUUGUUAAUAUAACACGAGUAGUCUCCAAUGUCUCCAUUGAUUGAAUGAAUGCUCCAGAAAUGUAAAAAAAUCAUUUGCUUGAGUAUGGUUGGUAUUCGACCGGAACAGUCUUGAUUCGGUUUCUCGAGUUAUAGAAAUUAUGAAUUAAAUAUUUUUGUAUAAUUACAUGAAUUUAAUACACCUUUUGUAUGAUGGAAUUUCUAAGUCAGCAUUUAUCUAAUUGCAAAUGAAAUUAUUUUAAGUAGGAUGUAAGUAACUUUGCAGCGAUCAAAUCGUUAGUAUUAUUUUUAUUUGUAACUACCCUGACAUUCCAAUGUGACGCUUUAUUACUGCAAAAAUGAAUAUAAAUUUAAAUGUAUGGAA
Messenger RNA from Leguminivora glycinivorella, 4231 nucleotides. It is a transcript of the gene sowah, whose product is annotated as ankyrin repeat domain-containing protein SOWAHC. The record is from RefSeq and is a predicted model, not a curated record. The transcript has 13 exons. NCBI's taxonomy places the organism in Eukaryota, Metazoa, Arthropoda, Insecta, Lepidoptera, Tortricidae. Gene Ontology annotation, molecular function: protein binding. The coding region runs from base 58 to 1662 and encodes 534 amino acids.